Molecule: messenger RNA, 2846 nt
Organism: Diatraea saccharalis (sugarcane borer)
Lineage: Eukaryota; Metazoa; Arthropoda; Insecta; Lepidoptera; Crambidae
Source: the annotation of a GenBank genome assembly
UAAACUUCAUGAAAUAAUACCCAUCUUAAAAGGAACUUAAGAGAGGUAUUAUUUCUUAAACCUAUUGAAGUUGGACGAAUGGGGCGAAGGUUUCUGUAGGUUAUUAAUUAAAUGAUAUUCAUUCAAGUAUUAUUUCUCACUUUAUUAAAAUUUGAAGUCGGUUUUAGUGAUUUUUUUUAUGUACUUACUAUAUAAGGUAACACUAAAAAUAUUAAAUAUAGGUAUUUAUAGAAAAAAUAUGUCAUAAUAGUGAAAGUCUUAUGAAAGCAGAUUUUGUUUGCUUACUUGAGAUUUUUUUUCCAAGACAUUAAUAAAAUAAUAAAAUACGAAACGGGUAUUAACGCGAUAGACUGAUAGUUAGGUGACCCGGUCGAAACGUCGGGAAAUAUAGGUAGGUGAAUAAUCUAACUAUUAAUCUAUCGCGUUAAUACCCGUUUUAAACAAUCUUAUAUAAUGCAACGCAAAAGAUUAAAAGUUUAAAUAAAAUACUAAGAUUAUAAAGAGGAAGACUUUGAUUGCUUGUUUGUUUGCAUUGGAUAGGCUUCGAAACAAUAAGACCGACUUUAAAAAAAAACUUUUAUUUACUGGAAGCUACUGACGCCGCUGGGGCUAUAAAUUACUUAAUUUGAUAGAAAUUAGUUCAUAAUUAAUGCAAGAAAAUAUACGUUUCCGUUGAACCUCCUUUCCAAAUUUGAAUGAACGCAAAAUAUGCUUUCUUUGUUUUUUCGCUGAUAUAAACAUGUUUCCCUGUAAACUUGGUGAUAUUUGAUAAAUAGCAUACCUAUUUUUCUUUGAUAAAAAAUUUAAUUUUCGAUUUUGAAGUCGGUUAAAAAAUCAAAUAAUAAUUACGAAACUUAUUUGGCAUUACAGACUGCAUGAUCCAUUAGCCCAAUUUUUGUAUAUUUCUGAAUUGUAGAUGUACAUGUAGGUAUGCUAUUGUAAUUUCAAACAUACAAAAAUUAAGUUGGUAGAAUUUAUUUUGGAACAAUAGGGAUGAUGACUGUUUUUAGUCCGUCAGUCCGAUAGUAAAAAAAAAUUAAAUACUAGCUCUUUUUCCGUGACAUUGCACGAGUAAAUUAUAGCCUACUAUCUUUUCACCAGCGGCUUCGUCCGCGUGAUUCCUAGGGAACUGUUUAUUUGGAUAUCGAUUCAUUAUCAUGACACGGAUAUAAUCAUAAUGACAAAUUGAAUAGUAAACAAUGCUAAUGUUUUAUUUUUCUGUAAAAACUUCCAGUUAAAUUUUCAUUCCUUUAUUGUUAUUUUUCGGGAUAAAAUAUGUCACCGCAUAUGAUGUAGCUUCCCGUAGGUGAAAGGAUUUUUAAAAUAGGUCCAGUAGUUUUGGAGCCUAUUCGAUGCAAAUAAACAAUCAUACACACAAUUAAAUCUUUCCUCUUUAUACUCUUUAUAAUUAGUAUAGAUCAAGAAGUUUUUAAUAGAAGAUUUUUUUUAGUAUGGGAAAUAGUCCAAAAUGACCAAAGUAAAUAAAUUUUGAACGUAAUUCCAUAGAGAAAAUUGUUUAUAUCUAUUAAUAACUUUACUCUUUGGAAAGAGAGUAUUGCUCAACUUUACUCUUCGGUUUUACUAUUUUGAAAUUUGGUAAUGUGGGGCGGUGAACAUUUUUUUUAUUUAUUUUACACAUGUUUACUUUUAUAGAUAAUGUUCGUGAAGAGUUAUUGAAUGAGUUUAUUGAUAUUUUAGAUUUAAUAUCACUCGAAAGUCUUAGUCUCUAUGAUAGGAUAACUGAAAAUUUAAUCAUAGUUCUACGAUCGCGUUUUAAGAAACCUAGAUGUGGUGACAAUAAUCUCGUAUAGCCUUUAGUAAUUAAGUCUUACAAAAUUAACAAAAUUCUGGUAAGAACAGAUCUGUAAAAAAUGGAGGAAGAAACUAUCGAAGAGUCUACGGAAAAUAAGGAGACAAUUGAAGGUCAAGAAAAAACAGACGAAAAUAAUGUGAAUAAAGAGGAAAGUGAAAAUGCAGAAACAAAACAUGUUGAAGGAGAGCACGUAGAAGGUGAACAAUUAGAAGGAGAAGGUAUUGCAGAUGAACAUGUAGAGGGAGAGGGUACUGAAGCUGAAGAAAAUGAAGAAAAAGAACAUGUAGUAGGUGAGGGUGAAGAAUUGAUGGGUGAAGAGUUGGAAGGUGAACACGUUGAAGGGGAAGAAACAGAAGAGAAAAAAGAAGAAGCACAACCUGCUGAAGAAGUCGUCGAAGAAGAAGAAGGUUAUGUCGAGGAACCUCCCCCAGAUCCAACGGCUCCUUAUAAUUUAUCUGAUUCGAAAGAAGCUCUUAAAGAACCUUUCGAGUUGAGACCCGAUCAAAUUGCAGAAGUAGAGCAACUCUGGGAAUUAUAUCAGAAUUACACUCCAGUUUACACAGAUAUAGAUGGGUAUAUAACUGAAAAAGAAUUGGUGUAUAUGUUAAAAGCCCUGCUUCUUAUGACAUACACUCCGGAACAACUACAAGAACUGAUAGAAUAUUGCGUUAGACCACCACAUCCACAAGGACAUAUCACUUACGAACAAUUUUUAAAAAUGGUAACUUUACGUCAAAGAGAUUUUCCUGUGGAAGAUGAGUUGCGUUCUGCUCUUCAGGUUCUUGAUCCUGAUAGGACUGGUAGUAUGGAUAGGGAACAAUUGAAAGAACUUCUUGCAACUAAGGGUCACAAAAUGAUUGAGAAACAAUUAAAUAACUUAAUGAAGGAAGUAGACAUUAGUAAUGACGGUACUAUUGGUGUUGAGGACGUUGUUGGCACUAUGUGCAUUGAUUUGAACAAAGAAGAUAUACAAAUGCUCUUGGCUUCACUCAAUCCUAAUCCGCCAGAAGAAACUCAAGAAGAACAAUUUUGA